Striga asiatica is the source of this 504-nucleotide messenger RNA. The record is from the annotation of a GenBank genome assembly. NCBI's taxonomy places the organism in Eukaryota, Viridiplantae, Streptophyta, Magnoliopsida, Lamiales, Orobanchaceae.
AUGAACAAUGAGUGCGACCCCUCGAACCGCGGGCCUGCGCAGCCGAAUGCCGUCCAAGCCGACACCCUCGGCCUCCCGAAACCCGCAUUGGCCCGACGCAAAGCGGCCAUUGAACUCAUCGAAGCCGUCAUUUUCACAUUAUACAUCGCAACCCCUGAAGCUAGCGAAACCCUCAUCCCAAUGUCGCGCAUCGCGAUCCUGGUAGUCUCCGUAACCCUCUGCUCUGCUAUGCACCGCACGACCCCUGACGUCCUCAAAAUCCACGAUACAGUUCCCUCACACACUCAUAAUUCCCAGAUUGUCAAGCUCCCAACUGUUCCAAACAACCAAAAUCAUCCCUCCAUUUCAUUGCCCCUCGACAAAGGCAGCUCCUCUAGAACUAUAGACAUGGAUCUUGAACCCAUUCUGCCUCAUAUUCCCCUAACCCUAUCAGUCACAGCCGAAACUCAGAAAACCAAAGGCAAGACUUGGAAAAGAGCUACCAACAACUCUGGCAGGGUAUAA